GAGGUCCGGCGGACGUUCCCGGGGACGCUCGGCCACGCGCAUCUCGGCCGUCCUUUAGGCGUGUGCGGCCGCGGCGGCGCUGGCCAUGGCGCCCUGGGUGGGCGCCGGGCUCCUGCGGCUCACCCCCAUCGGCGCCUUGUGGCUCAUCCUGGCCUGCGCCUUCCUGCUGGCCCUGCUGCUGCAGACCGUGCUGCCCAGCGUCUUUCCCCCGGGGCCUUGGGCUCUGUCCACCUUUUUCCACGACCUGAUCCGCUAUGGAAAAACCAAGAGCGUGGGACAGCAGCGCCCGACCUCCUACGAGGUCUUCGAUGUCCCCAAGAGGUGGUUUUGCCAUUUCUAUAUCAUUUCAGUGGUAUGGAAUGGCUUCUUACUUCUAUGUCUUAUCCAAGCCCUGUUCCUAGGAACACCCUUUCCAGUGUGGCUUCAGGAUUUGCUCAGAAAACUUGGGGCUUCACAAAUGCAAGGUGAUGAGCUGGUGCUGUCGGCCUUCUUGGUUCUGAUAUUUAUGUGGCUCCACAGUACACGAAGACUCAUGGAGUGUCUCUUCAUCAGUGUGUUCUCCGAAAGCGUGAUUCACAUAGUUCAGUACUGCUUUGGAAUCUCUUAUUAUGUUAUUAUUGGCUUAACUGUGCUCACCCAAGUGCCAAUUGAUGGAAGAAAUGUUUAUGUAGGGAAAAGUCUCUUGAUGCAAACACGUUGGUUCCAUAUCCUGGGAAUGAUGAUGUACAUCUGGUCAUCUGUCCAUCAAUACAGGUGCCAUGUCAUCUUGGCUAAUAUGAGGAAAAAUGAAUCAGGAAAGGUCAUUCACUCUAACUACAGAAUUCCUUUUGGAGACUGGUUUGAGUAUGUUUCUGGCCCUAAUUAUUUUGCAGAACUGAUGAUCUACGUGUCCAUGGCUGUCACCUUUGGAUUCUACAAUUUUACCUGGUGGCUUGUGGUAUCAUAUGUCCUCUUCAGCCAGGCCCUGGCAGCUGUUUUGAGCCACAAAUUUUACCUGAGCAAGUUUGACUCCUAUCCAAAGCAUAGGAAGGCUUAUGUGCCAUUUUUGUUUUAAGAUUGUCUGCAUUUUAAAAACAAAACAAAACCUUUUCAGGUUCUGAGCAAGAAGAUUUACAUUCCAAGAGCAAAAGUGAUGGAAUAAUGGUAUAGGAAGAGAAAUACUUUACACUAAGGCAUGGUGUGCCGGACAGAACUAUCCAAAAAUAUUGUUUCCGUUUUUAUAUGAAAACCAGAAUGGAUAAAAUAGCCUCAUGAGCAGAAAGAAAGAAACUUAAAGAAAUAAGUGUUUCUAGGUGGUUUCUAGUGCUUCAUCCUAAGUAGUACUUAGAAAACAAACCAACUGCAGCAGAUAAGACUUUUCUAGGCCACUUCAAAGCACACCAAGAAGAAUUAUUGCGAUGCUUUGGGAAAAAAAAGAAGAAAUAAGAUGGAAUGUGACUCUGGAGGGUUUGUCCAGUCAGUAUGAGGUUUACUAACCAGGCUAUACCCGCAAAGGCCCAUCAAGAAUGUAGGAUACGCCUCCUGUCUUUUUGCACUCUCUUAACAUCUGAAAAUGACAAAAUACUACAGCAGCCUACAGGUGAAUUCAGGGAAAACGAGUUUUUUGGAACUAGUUUGUUCUAUCCAAAAGCUCGGAGAACUUGGAAGCACCUAUAGCCGCUUUGCUUGGUUCACAGCCUAACUUGAAUGCUCAGUGAAAACCCCGUUUUCAGGUUGCAUGUCAUGGGACUGCCUUAUAGUUGUAAGCUUCUUAAAAUGACAACUUUUUUGAUAGGUCAGGAGCUGAGCUGUCUUGAACUUGCUUAAUCCUGGACACGCUAUAGCAAAUAGUGCUUUGAUGAGGUUCUCAUUGUCAGUGUCCAGCUGACUCCUGUUUGCCUGAGUUGAUUUCCAUUUCCAUUAUGUGAAGAGCCUUCAAAUACUCAGUCUGUUGGAUUUAGUCAUUUAAGCAGCACUGUAUAAACAAAUGGGGACGUGCUGACUAGCCUCACCACAAAGGAGUUAUUGAUACUUAACAUUUCAAAGACUUAAAAUAUUUCUGUUACAACUCAUCUCAGACUGAAAAAGUUCACAUUUACAUAGGAAAGGGAUAAUGUUUACACUUCUAAAAAUAAAGAAUUAAGAAUUAAGUAUCACCCAUGAUUAAUGAAAGAAUGAUAAUGUGAUACAUGAGCAAAUGAUCCCUAAACUGGAAAAAAAAAAAGCCAGCCCAGCCCCCAGGGCCUCCCCACUGGAAUUCAGUGCAGUAGCACCAGACUUUCUGUUUUGUAGGUUAAGAUAUUACUUCUCAGUCAAAUUCCUUUUAAGCUCCCUUUCAACAAUCUUGAGUUCAUAAUUUUAAAAGCACAAAGAUGUGAUGACUAUGUUCUCUUCUAAGAGCAAGACCCUUUGUCAUUGGCUGGAGGUAUAAUGAUGCAUAAUCCAAAAACAUUCUACUCUCAUAAGAAAUGCAGAUAAAUCAGAUGCUAUUGUUGAACUUCAGGUUUUUGGCUAGUAUCAAAUAUAAGUCUGACUAGGCACAUUCUAAAGUUAUUAUCCUAUUCUUACAGAAAUGCUGCCCUUUGUGAUUGUAUCUAAUUUGGGGCAUAGGAGAUAGCCAUAUGUUUUCAGGUAGGUGUAUGCCAUUUAACUAUACAGUUAGUGACAACUGUAUAGAUGAUAGUGGUAGAAGCAGAGAGAGAAGAGGGAUAUAAGCCAUUGUUCCUUUUGAGUUUAUGCAAGUGCUGCUUAUAUUUCUAAAGGUUAAGGUUCAGCUGACUUUUCAUCUCCUUUAUAGGUGAAUAUUUGCAACAUAUAACCAUUAUCCUCUACUGAUAAAUGGGAAUCUGCCUCUUUACGUGUUACUGCAGAAUCCUUUAUCAGAAGCUUCUUCCCUCUCUCUUGUUUUCUCUCUUAGUCUUCACUUCAUUAGAAACUAUGCUGGCCCAAAUAUAAUUCAUGCUUUUCUCCCCCUCCCAAAUGUGGCUUGUAUGAAAUUUGAGUAUGGUCUAUAAGCUUUGGUGUUCUGGGUUUGGUUUUUCCCCCCCCCACUUUGUCUUUCCUUUCAGAUUUAGCAGUACAACCUAUAUUCAGACCAAUAGUAUAAAGUUUUCCAGAGAAAUACAUCAGUUAUCAGGAGUAAGGGAAGAAUCUUUAGCAUAGCUCAAGAAUGAAACUACUACUGCUCUGGCAGUAGUAAAUGUAAAACACACCAUAGUCACUUACUGAUAAAUCAAUAUAUCUGCCCACAUGGCACAAAUAAUCCCAAACAUUAGAGAAUGAAAGAGUCAUUUGCACUUGGCUUUAGAAGACAUUUUUCAACUCGGUAUGGGAAUAUAGAGUAUAGCAGCAACAUGCUGAACCCAGCAAGGACUGGGCUUAAAACCAGGAAGAUCUAGGUUCAUAUCCCACCCUCUGCCACUUUGGGACUGCUGGGUAAGUAGUGCAACUCCCUAGGACUGAUCUGCCAAAUCAUAGAGGGGUCAUAAUGUUCAUUAAUUGAAGGAGUUCCCUACGUAGGGAAAUCACCCAUCUUCGAGUCUUUGUAUUUUAGAAUUUAGAUCUGUCUGAUAUUCCAGGAAUAUAAAGGACUUCAAACCAAAUAAUAAGGGCCCUGUGCAGAAGCCACUGUUACUAGAAAGUUCUUCAGUUUCAUCAUUCUGUCUUCCUCUUCCUGGUCCUUUUUAUCUCCUAAUUUUCCAGGAUAAUUUGAGCUACACUUAUAGAGACAAUUGUUUUGAUUUUUAAAGCCAGAAAGGUCCAGUUGUAAGAACCAAAAUAUGGGCUGGAGCUUAACAUCUGCCUCCUUGAAGGCUUUUCCAGCUUUUGUGGGGCUAUAGACUAAGCAGGGGAAGUGGCAAGGUCAUCAGAGGAGCUGAAGGCGGAGCAAAGAACUGAGCCAGCCAUUGGGCAUUGACUUGUUACCUUUUGCUGGAGAAUCCUUGCAAAACCAGAGUCGGCAUUGUACUCUGUGAGAUCAUGGUGAACAGCCCUUUGUGCCUAAGUGAAAACUGUCAGAUUCUUGGAAGGUUCCACAAAUAUCCAACUCUGCCCAUGUAGAAAUGUUCCAGUGGUAUAAAGUCUUGAGUUCUUCAGUUGGCUUCCUUUGGCAGUGCUGAGGAUUAACUCAAUCUCUCUGACUUCCUCUGUACAAUACAAAAGAUAAAUCAUGUGCUACCUCAUGAUAAUAGUGUGGCUUACCUAGGGACCAAAAAUGUACUGAGGAUGAGUCACGUGUGACUCCACAUUUUAGCUCUCACCCUUGUAUGCUGGUGUUGGCCUUCAAUAAACAUAAUUUGGUUAGCCUUAUCCCUUAAGUAUGCACUGUAUACUUUGCAUUCAAGGAUCCAAAAUUUCAUUUGUGGGGGGUCUCCCCUCUGCUGAUGCAGAUCACAAACCAACCAACCCCUACACGAGCCUUAGUAGAUGUUUUCAUAAGUCGUACCCUCUUCUCCCUACCUCCCUGCCCCCUCUCCCAAAAUGUAUACAAUAGUCAACGUUCUAGCAUUUUGUCUCAGCUUAGCUAGGCUAGUCUCUAAGCAACAGAUACAUAGUCUGUCUCUGUACCCAUUCUUGGAGCCUUUUUAGCUUGUGGCUAGAGCUUGGACUCUGCUGGUAUGGCCUUUGAGGGCUUAAGGCCUUCACAUCAUGAUAAAACAUUAGACUCUUAGGGAAGCAGUUGUAUUCUGUAUUAUAUAUUUAAUUCCGUUUACUGGUGCUCAUAUAUAUCCUGCAAUAAAAUAAUUUUUUCCAG
Molecule: messenger RNA, 4732 nt
Organism: Trichosurus vulpecula (common brushtail)
Lineage: Eukaryota; Metazoa; Chordata; Mammalia; Diprotodontia; Phalangeridae
Gene: SRD5A3
Product: steroid 5 alpha-reductase 3
Exons: 5
Coding region: 86-1054 (322 amino acids)
Biological process (GO): dolichol-linked oligosaccharide biosynthetic process; polyprenol catabolic process
Cellular component (GO): endoplasmic reticulum
Molecular function (GO): 3-oxo-5-alpha-steroid 4-dehydrogenase activity
Source: RefSeq, a predicted model, not a curated record